GGACUUGGGACUCGGACCACCGGCUGGGCGGGGGCCUAAGGACUAGGGUCCGGCCCGCCCCCGCCGCGCCAUUGGCCGCAUCUAUAAAGAAAAGGGCCGGCGGCUUGGGGACACCCUCAGUGUCACCGGUAAGUUAGGUAUAUCCCGGAGAGCAGCGGGACGUUCGAGCCGGCGCGGAUUUAGCGUGUCCCUCUGGGCAUCUCUAGGCUAGCUCCCCAUUCCUGUCUCGAAGUCGGGGGAAGCGGCGUGUCCGGUGGCAGGUAGCGGAGCGCGGGGUCGGUCUGGAGCGCCAUGAGCAGCCCGGAUGCGGGAUACGCCAGUGACGACCAGAGCCAGCCCCGGAGCGCGCUGCCCGCGGUGAUGGCCGGGUUGGGCCCCUGCCCCUGGGCUGAGUCCCUGAGUCCCCUCGGGGACGUAAAGGUGAAAGGCGAAGUGGUGGCGAGUAGCGGGGCGCCAGCCGGGACCUCGAGUAGAGCCAAGGCUGAGUCUCGCAUCCGGCGGCCGAUGAACGCCUUUAUGGUGUGGGCCAAAGACGAGCGCAAGCGGCUGGCACAGCAGAACCCGGAUCUGCACAACGCAGAGCUGAGCAAGAUGCUAGGCAAGUCCUGGAAGGCAUUGACGUUGGCGGAGAAGCGGCCCUUCGUGGAAGAGGCAGAGCGGCUGCGCGUGCAGCACAUGCAGGAUCACCCCAAUUACAAGUACCGGCCGCGGCGGCGCAAGCAGGUGAAGCGCAUGAAGCGGGUGGAGGGAGGCUUCCUGCACGCCCUGGCCGAGCCUCAGGCCGGCGCGCUGGGCCCCGAGGGCGGUCGCGUGGCCAUGGACGGCCUGGGCCUGCCUUUUUCGGAGCCGGGGUUUGCAGCCGGCCAGCCGCUGCUGCCCCCGCACAUGGGCGCCCACUACCGCGACUGCCAGGGCCUAGGCGCCCCCGCGCUGGACGGCUACACUCUGCCCACUCCGGACACAUCUCCGCUGGAUGGCGUGGAGCAGGACCCGGCCUUCUUCGCUGCCCCGCUGCCGGGAGACUGCCCGGCUGCCAGCGCUUACACUUACGCGCAGGUCUCGGACUACACGGUGCCGGCUGAGCCGCCCGCUGGCCCCAUGCGAGGGGGGCCAGAACCCUCCGGCCCUGCGAUGCCGGGGAUCCUGGCGCCCCCCAGCGCCCUGCACCUGUAUUACGGCGCCAUGGGCUCCCCCGCGGCAAGCGCGGGGCGCGGUUUCCACGCGCAGCCCCAGCAGCAGCUGCAAACCCAAGCACCUCCGCAGCCGCCGCCGCAGCACCCGGCGCACGGCCCGGGGCAGCCUUCGCCCCCUCCUGAGGCUCUGCCCUGCCGGGAUGGCACGGACCCCAACCAGACCACCGAGCUCCUAGGGGAGGUGGACCGCACGGAAUUCGAACAGUAUCUGCACUUUGUGUAUAAGCCCGAGAUGGGUCUUCCCUACCAGGGACACGACUGCAGUGUGAACCUCUCGGACAGCCACGGAGCCAUUUCCUCCGUAGUGUCCGACGCUAGCUCUGCUGUCUACUACUGCAACUACCCUGACAUUUGACGGUUGCCGACCCGACCUGCGGGUCAGAAGCAGUGUUACACACUUCCUGGAAGCGCUAAGGAAAUCCUUAGCGUCAAGCUGUUUUGUUUUUAAGUUGCCUUGGCAUAUAAUUUAUGGUAAUUUAUUUUGUCUGCCACUUGAACAGUUGAGGGGCUAUAUGAGAUUUUUUUUUUAAAUGUAUUGAGGGACUUGUUCCCCGACACCACUGGUCCAGUUUCAACCAGUUUCUUAAUAUUUCACCCAACUUAUUCCAUUUCUCGGAAGUGUUUUUGAUCCAAAGAAAUUUUGUUCUUCGUAUUUUUUCAAUCUUCGAAAAUGUUUUGAUGCAAAGAAUUUUUGUCCUUCCUGUUUUGUUCAAUCUUAAGAAAAUUAAAAUCUAGAAUCUUUUU
Molecule: messenger RNA, 1937 nt
Organism: Onychomys torridus (southern grasshopper mouse)
Lineage: Eukaryota; Metazoa; Chordata; Mammalia; Rodentia; Cricetidae
Gene: Sox17
Product: SRY-box transcription factor 17
Exons: 2
Coding region: 292-1548 (418 amino acids)
Biological process (GO): heart development; vasculogenesis; angiogenesis
Molecular function (GO): DNA-binding transcription activator activity, RNA polymerase II-specific; RNA polymerase II cis-regulatory region sequence-specific DNA binding
Source: RefSeq, a predicted model, not a curated record